UAUUUUGUUACAUUUUACAUAGAAAAAGAUAUUGCUCUUCGAGGCCGGGCAACGCAAUCUUCUACCUAUAUCGGGAUCACCAACGCUAUAAAUGCCAUUGACGGGAACUUGGACACCAACCUCUACCAUGGUUCAUGUUCCACCACAAACCUUGAUACGUCGCCAUGGUGGAGGGUGGACCUACUGAGGCCAUAUAAGAUUUCCCAAAUCGUCAUCACCAACAGAGGAGACUGCUGCUCAGAGAGAAUAAAUGGGGCAAGCAUCCUUAUUGGAAAUUCUCUGGAGAACAAUGGGAAUAACAAUCCAAGCUGCUCAGAAAUCAACUACAUCCCAAGUGGUGCCACUCAGAGCUUCCAGUGUAACAACAUGGUUGGCCGAUACGUAAACAUCAUCAUACCCGGGCAGCUGACGUAUCUCUCUCUUUGUGAAGUUCAAGUAUUUGGAGUUCCUGCAGAUAACACGCCUACUUGUCUUUAA
Messenger RNA from Staurois parvus, 477 nucleotides. NCBI's taxonomy places the organism in Eukaryota, Metazoa, Chordata, Amphibia, Anura, Ranidae. The record is from the annotation of a GenBank genome assembly.